Capronia coronata CBS 617.96 is the source of this 1707-nucleotide messenger RNA. RefSeq lists its product as uncharacterized. The coding region runs from base 1 to 1707 and encodes 568 amino acids. Gene Ontology annotation, biological process: carbohydrate metabolic process. The transcript has a single exon. The record is from RefSeq and is a predicted model, not a curated record. NCBI's taxonomy places the organism in Eukaryota, Fungi, Ascomycota, Eurotiomycetes, Chaetothyriales, Herpotrichiellaceae.
AUGCGCCUCCUAACCGUCCUUGAACUCAUCCUCUGUUGGGUAUGGCUCUCGAAAGCCGGAACUAUCGAGAAGCGCCGUCACGAACCCGAACGCAACGCUGUCGCUCGACAAGCCGCCCAGCAGAGGCUGAUAACAGAUGCAAGAGAUGGAAAUUCAACUGGGACAUGGAGAUCGAGUCUGGCACCUGUCCUUGGGGACAUGCUGAGCGCGUUAGAAGUCAUGCAAGAUGCAUAUUUUGACAUAUUCACUGGUACCUGGCCAAACGCCAUCGACUGGACGUCAGCCGUCAUCGGCACCCAUGUUUCUGCUACUCUGGCCAGCAUUGUUUCUUCCCUCGACGCCUCCUCCGCAUCCACCUGCCACGAUAUGCUGUCAUGGCAAAACAUCAUCGAUCGAUAUUUCGCCCAUACCUCUGCCUUCUAUUUCGGCGAAAAUGCCUUCUCUUUACGGAAUCAAGCGUAUGACGACAUGCUUUGGGUUGUUCUCGGCUGGCUCGAGAAUCUGAAAUUUGCCGAGAUGUACUCGUUGAAGCAUUGGGAUUUCCUCGAGUCUGGAAGACAACCUGGGUCGGGAGACGGAUGGCACGGGCUGCAAAUCAUCCCCAUGGCCGCCCACCGCGCACGCAUCUUCUAUGAUUUGGCGUCGGUGGGUUGGGACGAAUCCCUUUGCGGCGGAGGCAUGAAUUGGAAUCCUUAUCUGACCCCUUAUAAAAAUGCAAUCACCAACGAAUUGUUUGCUGCCGCCAGCAUUGGGAUGUAUCUGUAUUUUCCGGGUGACAACAAUACCUCGCCAUAUAUGACCCAAAAUUCGAGAGGGUCGGUGAAACCCCAUGAUCCAAUAUUUUUGGAAAAUGCGGUCAAAAGUUACAAAUGGUUGUUGGAGAGUCAUAUGGCCGACUCAAAGUCGGGAUUGUAUCAGGAUGGGUUCCACAUCACCGGCUGGCGGCGAUAUCCUAACGGGACUAUCAACCCCGGCACUGGGAACUGUGACGAACUCAAUCCGAUGGUAUUUACUUACAACCAAGGCGUUGUGUUAUCUGCGAGCCGUGGCCUUUGGCUAGCGACUGGGGCCAGAAGCUACCUCGAUGACGGCCACAACCUGGUCCAGGAUGUCAUACGAGCGACGGGUUGGCCCAACUCGGAUGCUUCGUGGAGAGGCAUGGGGCGCGGCGGAAUCAUGGAGGAGGUUUGUGACCAUGGCGGCUAUUGCAGUCAAAAUGGGCAGACCUUCAAAGGCAUCUUCUUCCAUCAUCUCCUCGAAUUCUGUCGGCCUCUUUGGCCCCAAGAGGAAGCAUUCCUCGCCACCGACAGAGGCAUGGAGUUUGACCGCAGUGACUACGACUACCAUCUCUCACGUUGCGCUGCGUACGACAAGUGGGUCACCCAUAAUGCGGAGGCUGCAGUAGCAACCAAGGAUCCUAGUGGACGUUUUGGCAUGUGGUGGACAUUUGGAGAUUUGGACAAUGACGCGAUAACACAGAUCCGUGAUACGACUGUUCUACCGGAUGGUGCUGAUGACUAUAUCAACCCCACGCCUAACAGUUGGCUUCCUGUGGCCGCCGCGUCUGGUGACUGCAAUGAUCGCGGACGCGGACGAACCGUGGAGACUCAGAGCGGAGGACUGGCGGUCUUGCGGGCACGAUGGCAUUGGGAAGUCCACCUAAGGCCGAUAUCCUCUGACAAGGAGUCGAGCCAAGCAGAUAUAUAG